CCAGCAUUGCCCCGCGUCGGCGAACAAACACCUUCCACAGAGUGCAUGCUUGACCCUGCGCAGCGCCCUGACCACACGCGCCCAGAAGACGAGGCUGAGAAGAUCUUCCACCUCGUGCUCGAGCUGACCAACCCAGAGCAGCGCGAGGCGGCGCUGCUCGAGCUGAGCAAGCGGCGGGAGACCUUCAUCGACCUGGCGCCCAUCCUGUGGCACUCCUUCGGCACCAUCUCGGCGCUGCUGCAGGAGAUCGUCGCCAUCUACCCGCUGCUGUCGCCGCCGUCGCUCACCGCGCAGGCCUCGAAUCGCGUCUGUAACGCGCUGGCGCUGCUGCAGUGCGUCGCGUCGCACCCAGAGACGCGGACGCUCUUCCUGAACGCGCACAUCCCGCUCUUCCUCUACCCCUUCCUCAACACCAUCUCCAAGACGCGCCCCUUUGAGUACCUCCGCCUGACCUCGCUGGGCGUCAUCGGCGCGCUCGUCAAGGUGGACGACCCGGACGUCAUCAACUUUCUCCUGUCGACAGAGAUCAUCCCGCUCUGCCUGCGCAUCAUGGAGACCGGCUCCGAGCUCUCAAAGACGGUGGCAACCUUCAUCGUCCAAAAGAUCCUACUCGACGAGACGGGCCUCGCCUACAUCUGCGCGACUGCAGAGCGAUUCUACGCCGUCUCGACUGUCCUGGGCAACCUGGUGGGCUCGCUCGUCGACCAGCCCUCGGCGCGGCUGCUCAAGCACAUCGUGCGGUGCUACUUGCGGCUGUCCGACAACCCGCGCGCGAGAGAGGCGCUGCGGCAGUGCCUGCCGGACGUGCUGCGCGACGCAACCUUUAGCGCCUGCCUCAAGGACGACGUCACCACCAAACGGUGGCUGACGCAGCUGCUCUUCAACAUCACAGAAUCGACGCAGCACGUGCAGUAGAGCCGACAGCCGAGUGGCGCGCGGGCCGUUGACGACUUGAGAGAGACGCGGGGGGUGUGUAUGUGUACGUCCUACCCCUACAUGUGAAAAACCAGAGG
Molecule: messenger RNA, 1013 nt
Organism: Emiliania huxleyi CCMP1516
Lineage: Eukaryota; Haptophyta; Isochrysidales; Noelaerhabdaceae
Exons: 4
Coding region: 46-915 (289 amino acids)
Biological process (GO): negative regulation of translation; mRNA catabolic process
Cellular component (GO): CCR4-NOT core complex; P-body; CCR4-NOT complex
Source: RefSeq, a predicted model, not a curated record